UACAGGAACACGUUUGUGUCAAGUUGUUUAUGCUAACAAAGCUAGCUAGCUUCUCUUUCAUCAUGACUGUUUUGAUAAAACCUGGUCACGUUCGCCUCGGGAUGAGAAUACUUAUGUCCGCUCAUCGCAGCUGUAGGGUGGUAUUUUCAAAGAGAAGUUACACCAGUGAGGAGAAUAGCAAAAUACCCAAAAUAUACACUAAAACUGGAGAUAAAGGGUUCUCCAGCACUUUUACAGGAGAAAGGAGACCAAAGGAAAACCAAAUCUUUGAGGCUUUGGGAAAUACAGAUGAACUGUCAUCAGCUAUUGGUUUGGCCAGAGAAUAUUGUCUUGAAAAAGGUCAUACAUUCACAGACCAGCUUGACAAGAUACAGUGUAUUUUACAAGAUGUGGGCUCUAACAUUGCCACACCUCAAUCAUCAGCAAGAGAAAUUCACAUAAAAAGAACAGAGUUUACCAAUUCAUCAACUGCAGACUUGGAAAACUGGAUAGAUCAAUUUACAGAAGAACUUCCACCACUGACACAUUUUAUCCUACCUUCUGGAGGAAAGAGCAGUGCCACUUUGCACUUAGCACGGACCAUAUGCCGAAGAGCAGAACGCAGUGUAGCGCCAAUUGUUCGAUCUGGGGAGGCAGAUCCAGAUGUUGCCAAGUUUUUAAACCGAUUAAGUGACUACCUUUUCACUGUAGCCAGAUAUGCUGCAAUGAAAGAAGGCAAAGAGGAAAAAAUCUACCUGAGGCCAGAAUAACCAAAGGGAUCUGGCACCAGCCCUGACUUCUUUAGGACAGAGUUCUGGCCCAUGCCAUUAAAGAUGAGGUGUGCUCCUCAUAUGUUGGGUAGCACAGAUAUGUGACACACUCAAAUCGUAGACUAAGCAGACAUGAUUUCUUGUGAGAAAAUGUGUCCAUGAUAGGAUCCUGUUCCAGUGGCACUUGUUCAUGGCAUGGCAAUUUAUUUGAACAAUAAAAGGAUCAAAGGAAUCCUACACUUACUUCCCACACCACCAAAUGGACCAUGUUAUCAUGAGUCAGACAGCUUCCACUAGAGGUCUCAUUCAUCAGUUGCGAGAUGACCUGCAGCAGAAACAAAUAUGAGCCAAAUAUUUGCACACUGUUCAUUGUUCAUAUAAUUGUGUGGUUAUAUUGGUUAUUUUUAUUAUUUUGUUUUUUUUUUAACCAUCACACUGUGGUCUUUUAAUCUAUUUAAGCAGAUUAUUUUACCUUGCUGUUCUUGGUGUAAUGAUACACAGGAGUUUCUGUUGCUUGUUGAUGAAGCAAUAGGCUUUACCUAUAUUUUGCACAGAGAGAAGUGGAAGCACUGGGUCAAACACAUUUUGCUGCAUUAUUAGAUCAGGGUUCACUGCAUCUGUCAAAUUAGUUGGUGCAACAUUGUUCUGUUAUUAUGGCAUUGUGUUUUGAAUAAACCUGUAGAUAUUUAAUUUAGUUUUGCUGAAAAUUUCUGCAUUAAGAACGCAACAAAAGCUUGGCAAAGCGACUCUUAGGGGUCCGG
Molecule: messenger RNA, 1510 nt
Organism: Periophthalmus magnuspinnatus
Lineage: Eukaryota; Metazoa; Chordata; Actinopteri; Gobiiformes; Gobiidae
Gene: mmab
Product: metabolism of cobalamin associated B
Exons: 10
Coding region: 30-749 (239 amino acids)
Molecular function (GO): corrinoid adenosyltransferase activity
Source: RefSeq, a predicted model, not a curated record